CUGUGCAUUAAUUGAACGUGUUUUUGGUAAACUACCAUCACUAGUGCUCACAUAACCCUCUGCGGCUUUUGCCUAAUAGAAAAGAACACAACUGUACACAAAAUGCAAAUCACACGUCUUGUGCUGCGUCAACUGAGACGUCAAAUCAAUGUUCAACGUCAGUACAGCGCUGCUGCUCCGGCUGCAGCUGCCGCAGCUGAGAAACUCGUGCCACCAGUGCCGGAAGGUGUAGCCAAGCCACCUAAUCCAAAACUAGACAGCAUUGUCAACAACAUAGCCGCCCUCAAUCUGCUCGAGGUAGCUGAACUUAGCACGCUGCUAAAACAGAAGCUAAAUCUGCCAGAGACUGCAUUUGCGCCGCAAAUUGCGGCUGCCGGCCCAGCUCGUGGUGCAGCAGCCGAUGAUGAAGAGGAGGCAGCGCCCAAGAAAGUGCAAACCUCCUUCAAGGUGAAGAUGAUCAAGUUCGAUGAGAAACAAAAGGUGGCGCUAAUCAAAGAGGUCAAGAAUCUGCUCGAGGGCAUGAACCUGGUGCAAGCCAAAAAGUUUGUAGAGAGCGCGCCAACCAUAGUGAAAGAGGACAUUACCAAAGAGGAGGCCGAGAAACUGAAGGAGGCGCUGGCCAAGGCGGGCGCAGUCAUUGAAAUUGAAUAAGCUAAAACUAGUUAUUUGUUGUAAUAAAAAACCCAUACAGCACA
This is a messenger RNA of Drosophila hydei, 695 nucleotides long. RefSeq names its product 50S ribosomal protein L7/L12 (gene mRpL12). Gene Ontology annotation, biological process: translation; mitochondrial transcription. Gene Ontology annotation, cellular component: mitochondrial large ribosomal subunit; ribosome. Gene Ontology annotation, molecular function: structural constituent of ribosome. Lineage: Eukaryota; Metazoa; Arthropoda; Insecta; Diptera; Drosophilidae. The transcript has 2 exons. The record is from RefSeq and is a predicted model, not a curated record. Bases 103 to 651 code for a protein of 182 amino acids.